AUUGGGAGAGAGAACGUGUUGAAUAGUUGGGGACGAGAAAGCAAGCACCAAUUCAAAUCGUUAUCAUCCUCAAUUCUUUUUAAAUUUCUUCUUUCCUCCUCCUUUACCAUAUCUCCAGCAGAGACCUAGUCAAAAGCUUUCUUCCCCAAUCAAUCAAUGGAUCAGAAACCUCUUGGCUUGCUCACGAUCCACAUCAAACGAGGGAUUAAUCUCGCCAUUCGCGACCAUCGCAGCAGCGAUCCUUACAUCGUUCUCACCGUCGCCGAUCAGACAUUGAAGACACGUGUGGUGAAAAGAAAUUGUAACCCAGUAUGGAAUGAAGAAAUGACUGUUGCUAUCAAAGAUCCCAAUGUCCCAAUCCGCUUGACAGUGUUUGAUUGGGACAAGUUCACAGGAGAUGACAAAAUGGGAGAUGCAAACAUUGACAUCCAACCAUACUUGGAGGCUCUGAAAAUGGGGAUGGAGCUUUUGAGGCUACCUAAUGGAUGUGCUAUCAAAAGGGUUCAACCAUCAAGGCACAAUUGUUUAUCAGAUGAAAGUAGCAUUGUUUGGAACAAUGGUAAGAUUACGCAAGACAUGAUCCUUAGACUUAACAAUGUCGAAUGCGGCGAGAUUGAGAUCAUGCUUGAAUGGCAUGAAGGUGCUGGUUGUAGAGGUAUCACUUCUUCCUCUACCAAAGGUGGCUCUUCCUCUACCUGAACUUAUUAUUGUUCUUUCUUUCUUUCUUUCUUUCUUUUGUUGUUGUGUAUGAUUAAUCUGUUGUUGUUUCCAUCUGUAUAAGCAACUCAAGUAUGUUUUCCUUGAUGAUCAUUUCAAUGGCAUGAUCAAGAUUAAUAUUUGAGACUUUUGUAUGUGUUCAUUUGAAUAUCUUUUUUGAGUUUUCGCUU
Arabidopsis lyrata subsp. lyrata is the source of this 887-nucleotide messenger RNA. RefSeq names its product protein C2-DOMAIN ABA-RELATED 10. The transcript is spliced from 3 exons. The coding region runs from base 157 to 699 and encodes 180 amino acids. The record is from RefSeq and is a predicted model, not a curated record. Lineage: Eukaryota; Viridiplantae; Streptophyta; Magnoliopsida; Brassicales; Brassicaceae.